Molecule: messenger RNA, 2028 nt
Organism: Drosophila sulfurigaster albostrigata
Lineage: Eukaryota; Metazoa; Arthropoda; Insecta; Diptera; Drosophilidae
Product: transcription factor E3-like
Exons: 6
Coding region: 1-1107 (368 amino acids)
Biological process (GO): regulation of transcription by RNA polymerase II
Cellular component (GO): nucleus
Molecular function (GO): RNA polymerase II cis-regulatory region sequence-specific DNA binding; DNA-binding transcription factor activity, RNA polymerase II-specific; protein dimerization activity
Source: RefSeq, a predicted model, not a curated record
AUGCACUCAGACUCGGACUCCAUUCAAUUGUCACCCUUCGUUGGCACUACUAGUAGUAGCUGUACAAGCAACGGCAACUGCAAUUCCAGUUUCUUUGGCACUGCUAGCAGCAUGGACUACCAAAGUUCAGCCUUAAAUGGUGGAGGAGCUGUUUCCUCGGGCAAAACGAAUUUAACAAUUAACCGAACUUGUGGCCUAGUUAAUUCAAUUCGCAUAUCGAACAUUCCGGGAGUGAGUACACCGAGUCCUCUGCAAUCUACAUCGGCCCCAAUGUCCCCAAGUCUAAGCUCAGUCGCAACAAGCGCUUCAGAGCUGCCCUCAUUUGAUAGCGACGCAGAGGAUCUCUUUGACGACAUUCUGCAAAACGAUUCUUUCAAUUUUGAUAAAAAUUUUAGUUCUGAGUUAUCAAUUAAACAGGAGCCACAAAAUUUGACAGACGCCGAAAUCAACGCGUUGGCUAAGGAUCGGCAGAAAAAAGAUAAUCAUAAUAUGAUCGAACGACGGCGUCGCUUUAACAUAAAUGAUAGGAUCAAAGAGCUAGGCACACUACUGCCCAAGGGCAGUGAAGCUUUCUACGAAGUUGUACGUGAUAUUCGCCCAAAUAAGGGUACGAUUCUCAAAUCCUCUGUCGAUUACAUCAAAUGCUUAAAGCACGAAGUAUCCCGUUUAAGACAAAAUGAAUCCAGACAACGCCAAAUGGAACUUCAAAACCGAAAACUUACUUCACGCAUACGGGAAUUGGAAAUGCAGGCCAAAUCCCAUGGCAUCCCUAUGUCUGAACACAAUCUGACAUCAGCAUCGGCGCCAACAUCAUCAGCCAUCUCCAUGGCGUAUCUUAAGGGCUCGCGCUCCAUUCCUUCACCCUUGUCAACUUCCAUGUUGCAAAACCGCCACUCCACUGCUGGUCAAAUGGAGGAUGUCAUCGAGAGUACGAUUCCAUUAAUUAGUAACGAUCGUAACAUUGGCUUAAAUCAAAUUGAUGAGCUGAUGAUGGAAGAUUGUAAACAUCCUGUACAGGAGGAGAUCCAAUGCUCUCCUCUCAUAGCAGUCAUUUGCUAUCGUCACCGCAUUCCCUAUUUCAACACAGUUGCAACAGUGUUGCAAUAGCUUUGGAGCGAAGACAACAGCUAUUCAGCAGCUUAGUUGUGAACAAUUGAAUGAUGGAGUGCAAUUUGACGGUGUUGAAAAACACUCUAGUCAUCAAUCAAGGCGAGGAGAGCACCAGCGUCUACGCCAUCAUCACGGCGAGCAUAAUGGUGCUCCAUUUAAUAUGCUUAAUGAGUGUGAUUCUUCUGGUGGACACGACCCGUUACUUUCAUCAUCGCAACGGUCGCAUGGUGGAGGGUAGAUGAUGACGAACAGCAGGUUGACUUAGCAGGCUCAAUAAUGAAUGGUUCAUUAUCUUCAUUGGUGGAUGAGUCAACCCACAGCGAGCCCAUGCUCUUAACGCCAGAUACGUUAGAUAUUAAUCACCUCGGAGACUAGGAAGCUGCCAAAUCAUUAUAAUUUGAACUAAAACAAAUGCGAACUAGUUUAGUAUUAUAUCACUUGCAUCCUAGAGUGUUGCAUGAAUUAGGUGUAUAUAUUGGCAUAAGUAUUAUGAAAACAUUUUAUGUUUUAUCUUUUGUAUUACCUAUAUGAUGUUACUUUACAAAGACAAGAGAGAUCACAUUUCAAAUCAAUUAAUCAAUCAUACAUAUUUACCAGCCCAUACUAUUGCAUUCCAAUAUUGAAUCAAAAUAGCCAGAUAUACUUUAUAAAUAUGCUUGUCAUUAAUAUAUAUUUAUGUAAAUAUAUAUUUAUAUAUAUAUAUAUAUAUAUUUUGUUGCAAUAUUUAAUUUAAAUCUAUGUUAAAGAUAUUACAUGUUGCAGUCCUCAAAGCCACCCAUGCAAUAAAUACACUAUUGUUUUUUUUAGUGAAAAGUCAUACAUUUGUUAAGCAACCAAUGCUACGUAUAUUUUUUGCUGUUUUUAUGCGUAGUUGGAUACUGUUGAUUGUUAAAAGAAAAUAAAAUGUUAGCCAAUUUA